UCCGGUGACUACAUGUCAAACUACAGCGUAAUCAAUAUGUACCACGAUGAAUCGAUGACCCCUGCGCUAUCGCGCCGUUGCUGAUUUCGUAAACAGUGGUCGAACUCAUCUCACGCCGCAGUCCCACAGUCAUCGCUUGUCUUGCUCUCGCUUUUCCUUACUGGAUGUGCGUUCCCACGGCGUUUCAUGCAGAUUUCCGACGCGUAUUGCGGUCGACCUAGCUUUUCGUUCGUGUUCUGGACUUCGAACGGAAAAUACUUUCACAUCAAAUCGUCGAGUUGAAGACCAAGCCUCCAAAACAAACUUGACUUCUCCAAAUCUCUCAAUGAGCAUCAAUCCUCACAAGAUACCCAGUCAUUCCCUGUUCGGAACGUGCAUUCUAUCAGGCACCGCUUGCAUCAGUACGGUUUCCACCGACUGUACGGCUUUGAAUACGCGCGGCAGCAUCCCGGGAGAUUCGCCUGCAUUGCGGGAACCUUGUUGUGAAUAUAGAAUGCACUGCUGCCUACUGCUACUAAUCCACCCGCUGCGGAUGUCCCACUUGGCAAAUAUCAUUGCGCGGUCAAUUUGUGGUGCCGCUCGAGGAUCAUUGCCAUGGCGUUUCUACACAACUACAAGCAAUGUGGAUAAGCAGGAUUUCCGAAGCUCCAGAUUGCGCAUGCUUGUCUCUGAUCCACGACUGAAGCCACCGGAAACCGCCAAGGCAACCCCCAUAUUACGUAAGCAAACAAGUAAGGCAGCUGUUGUCGUUCGGACAUGGUUAUUGUUCUCGCCACAAAGUGACACAAGCGCAACAAUAACAGUGAACAAUAGCAAAGAAGCGAUGCUUUCUAUAGAGAUAGUAGAGACGACUCCAUGCCUCGUGUUCAGAUCUGCUGCGUCGGACGCUUCGCAGAUAAAAAUUUUGCUCUUAUAAGAGGAACACGCGGUUCGUGGCCCGCAGCCUUCUCCUGGUCCGGGCUCACCACUACUAGCUGGAUUUCUGCGGUGCUGGGACACCUGUCUUUCCUCGUCGUAUUA
Messenger RNA from Laetiporus sulphureus 93-53, 1020 nucleotides. RefSeq lists its product as uncharacterized. NCBI's taxonomy places the organism in Eukaryota, Fungi, Basidiomycota, Agaricomycetes, Polyporales, Laetiporaceae. The transcript is spliced from 2 exons. The record is from RefSeq and is a predicted model, not a curated record. Bases 326 to 916 code for a protein of 196 amino acids.